Molecule: messenger RNA, 5369 nt
Organism: Perca flavescens (yellow perch)
Lineage: Eukaryota; Metazoa; Chordata; Actinopteri; Perciformes; Percidae
Gene: nedd4a
Product: NEDD4 E3 ubiquitin protein ligase a
Biological process (GO): receptor internalization; protein ubiquitination; regulation of dendrite morphogenesis
Cellular component (GO): cytoplasm
Molecular function (GO): sodium channel inhibitor activity; ubiquitin protein ligase activity; protein binding
Source: RefSeq, a predicted model, not a curated record
UUCAGUGUUCUGGGUUUUCCAUGCUUUAACAGUGACAGGAAGAAGGAAUUCAGGAAACAAGAAGAGGAGGAGGAGGAAGAGGACGAAAAAGAGGAGGAUGGAUAUAGAGUGACGACGAUGUCACAGCUAACCGUCAGGUUCACGGUAUCUACCAGCGUAAACACCUGACAGAGGGCAUAAAAGAGGCGGAGUAGUAACUAAACAGUAAAUACCACUACUGUUGAACCACCGGACCUGAUUGUCUUCUUCCUCUUCUUGGGUUCUUCUUGUUGUCGCUCUCUGGGAGGAAGAAGGGCGAGGAUAUUAUGGCUGCACUUUCUCCACACAUCCGAGGACUUCAGACAGAUGAGCAAGAAACCAGAAUCCUUAAAGUGAAAGUCAUUGCCGGAAUUGGGCUAGCCAAAAAAGAUAUACUGGGAGCCAGCGAUCCAUAUACAAAACUGUCCCUCUAUGACCCUAUCAGCGGAGUAAUCACAUGUCUUCAGACCAAAACAAAGAAAAAGACACUGGACCCAAAAUGGAAUGAAGAAUUCUGUAUCAUAGUUGAUCCCAGAAGGCAACGUCUGCUGUUGGAGGUGUUUGAUGAGAACCGCCUGACACGUGAUGACUUUCUGGGCCAGGUGGACAUCCCCUUAAAUCAGAUACCGACAGAAAAUCCUAAUACAGAAAGGCCAUACACAUUCAAGGAUUUUCUGCUUCACCCACGAAGCCACAAGUCCAGAGUCAAAGGUCACCUGCGUCUCAAAAUGACCUACCUGCCAAAAAACCCAGAUUCAGCGGAGGAAACAGUAGAACAGACUGAGGACAUGGAUCCUGGUUGGGAGUUUCUGGAGGCUCAGGACAUGUCAGGUCCCAGACAAAACCAGCUUCUGCCUGCUCUGCCCCCUGGCUGGGAGGAGCGGCAGGACAACCUGGGAAGAACCUACUUUGUCAAUCACGAGAGCAGAACCACACAGUGGACACGACCCACAAUUCAGAACGUUGAUGUGGAGAUGCAAAGAAGACAGAACAAUAACAUAGAUGUGGAGCAUGCUAUUAUUACACGCAGACAGAUCUCAGACCAUGAUGAGAACACCACACGAGAGUCUCCUGAGAGCUGGGAGAUCAUUACAGAGGAUGAGUCCACCUUGUACCACAGCAAUAACCAACUUGCAUCAAGUCCACCCCAGGGGCCUGCAGAGUUCCACCCUUCCCGUGCUGAGCUGAGAAACACUCACAUUUCUGGGGCCACAGCUGGCGAGCUGCGCACUUACCAGACGGAUCACGCUAAUAAUUCAAGCCAUUCCAGUCACAGAGGAAGUGCCCAGACUUCAACAGGAGAGGAACAUCCUGUUAAUCCUGUGCUGAUUCCAACCUCAACUGGGCUGCCUCCAGGCUGGGAGGAGAAGCGAGACAGUAAAGGGAGACGCUACUUUGUCAACCACAACAGCCGAACCACUUCAUGGACACGACCCCUCAUUCAAAAAACCUCAGAGGCACCAGCACCAGCACCAGCAGCAGCAGCAGCAGCAGCAGCAGCAGCAGCAACAGCAGCAGCGGCGGGCGGCGGCGGCGGCGGGGGCAGCAACACAGAGUGGUGCAGGUGUAGCCCAGAGCCUGACUCCACCAUUGCCAUCCAUGUCUCCAGAGGAUCUCCUCAGCACACCCCAAGCCCAGAGGCCACAAAUAAAUCAGACUUCCUGCCGGCUGGUUGGGAGGUUCGCAGUGCUCCCAAUGGAAGACCCUUUUUCAUUGACCACAACACUAAGACAACUACCUGGGAAGAUCCCAGGAUAAAGAUCCCUGUGCACAUGAGGAAGAGACCCUCACUUGAUCCAUCUGAUCUUGGCCCUCUGCCGCCUGGCUGGGAGGAGAGGGUCCACAGUGAUGGCAGGAUAUUCUACAUAGAUCACAACACCAGGAACACACAAUGGGAUGAUCCCAGAUUACAGAACUCAGCUAUAACUGGACCAGCAGUGCCUUAUUCCAGAGAUUAUAAACAGAAGUAUGACUACUUCCGGAAGAAAAUGAAGAAACCGGCUGACAUCCCAAACCGUUUUGAGCUGAAACUGAGACGUAAUGCGGUGCUGGAGGACUCGUACCGGCGCAUCCUCUCAGUAAAGAGGGCAGACCUGCUGAAGGCAAGACUGUGGGUGGAAUUUGAAGGAGAAAAAGGACUGGACUAUGGUGGCGUGGCCAGGGAAUGGUUCUUCCUCAUGUCCAAGGAGAUGUUCAACCCGUACUAUGGACUGUUUGAGUAUUCUGCCACGGACAACUACACACUGCAGAUUAACCCCAACUCAGGUUUAUGUAAUGAGGACCACCUGUCCUACUUCAAGUUCAUCGGCCGUGUGGCAGGCAUGGCCGUGUAUCACGGGAAACUGCUCGAUGCUUUCUUCAUUCGGCCUUUCUACAAGAUGAUGCUGCAGAAGCCCAUCACCCUCCAGGACAUGGAGUCUGUUGACAGUGAAUAUUUCAACUCCUUGAAGUGGAUUUUGGAGAACGACCCGAAAGAGUUGGAUUUAAGGUUCACCAUCGACGAAGAGCUGUUUGGACAGACUCGCCAGCAUGAACUGAAGCCGGGCGGCGCAGAGAUUGUCAUAACUAAUGAAAACAAGAAAGAAUACAUCCAUCUGGUGAUGCAGUGGAGGUUUGUGAACAGGAUACAGAAACAGAUGACUGCCUUCAAAGAGGGAUUCUUUGAGUUGAUACCUCAAGAUCUGAUCAAGAUCUUUGAUGAGAAUGAGCUUGAGCUGCUCAUGUGUGGUCUUGGAGAUGUGGAUGUGAAUGACUGGAGAGAGAACACCAAGUACAAGAACAGCUAUUGCUCCAACCAUGUUGUUAUCCAGUGGUUUUGGAAAACGGUGCUGUUGAUGGAUGCAGAAAAGCGAAUCAGACUCCUACAGUUUGUGACAGGAACAUCAAGGGUCCCAAUGAAUGGCUUUGCUGAACUCUAUGGGUCUAACGGACCACAGCUGUUCACUAUUGAGCAGUGGGGAACACGUGAUAAACUCCCCCGAGCCCACACAUGCUUCAAUCGACUGGACCUGCCUCCUUAUGAGUCUUUUGAGGAGCUGAGGGAGAAACUUCACAUCGCCAUUGAGAAUGCACAAGGCUUCGACGGGGUGGAUUAGAGUUUGUGCUGUAAUUGAGCUUAACUGACAUUACUGCAUGAUGUGGUGAAGACGUUGAUGAGAGAAACGAGCUGUGCGUCAGAUUCGGGUCUUAACCUGUCAGCUGUGUGACGGAUGAAGGACCGUCGCACAGCUUCACUUUGGUCCUCUGUUGAGGCACACGUGGAGAAAGGACAUUAAAUCUGGAGUGACAGAGGUAUUUAAUCACUCUACUCGUUAUAAAGUUUACAAAGCAAACAUGCAAAGCUGUAUACUGCAUAACGAAAACAUCUAACCUUAAACAGUAGUUUCAUUUGGGCUGAAUUGCCUCAGAAAAAACUUUAUGCUCAGAUUCUCACAUCAGGUACUUGUGAGGUUUUAUCUUCACGUUGUAGUUGGUGGGAAAUUAGUUGUGUUAACUUAACUUGUCCCUUCACCACAUGUUAGUACUGGAAAGAGUGGGACGUGGCUCAGAAUUAUCACUAACUUAUGUUUAACAUAAGGAUAACAUCAACUCUUGAUAUUUGAAUAAAAAAAAAAAAAAGGAACUCGCAACCCAUGUUUUCUACUAUAUUUACUAUUCAACAUUUAAAGUAAAGUUAACAAGUCUGAAAUCCCUUUAAACAUGACCGUGGCUCAACUGGAACAGCGUCAUCCAAAUAUUUUAAAAUUAAAAGAUGAAGGCAGCAAUGUGUCAGAAGUUUUAAACCAGUAUGAUCAGAUGGCAAUUCAACCUAAAUAAAACAAAUGUGAAGAUAUAUUUUUCUUAUCAUUUAAAUUCUAUACAUAAUUAUAUUUUUUUCAUUUCAUCACAUUAGAAUCACUCAUGCAAAUCCCAAAUAUAUGCACCCCAAAAGCAUUGGUAGCAGAAAAUGUGCAAGUUAUAUACAUAAGUAAGUUUGAGCGACUACAUUGAAGGAAGGUUUAUCAUUGAAUCGUUAAAGUAGUGAUGUACCAAUGCCAGGACCAGUAAAAGGCAAAACUAAUUUUACAGUAGUUUGUAUCAGACUACAUGCAGUGUUAGAUUGUGCUGAAAUACUAUGCAUAAUUGUACAUUAACCUGUUUUUUAUUAUUAUUAUUAUUAUUAUUUCAUAAAUAUACUGUACAUAUAAAUUACUUUGCUUUCUACAAAAUGAUGAAGCAUUUAUUGUUAAAACUAUUCACUCAAACUUGUGAAAUUGGCAAAUAACGGUUAUUGGUGCACCUCUACAUUAAUACAUAAUUUUCUUUUAUGAUCAGUACACGCUCAUACUCAAGGUUAACGUUUACCAUUUGUAUAUCAGAGGAAUAAACAAAUGUACAUACACAUAAUAUCUCCUGGUAUUAGUAGCUUACAGAAACAUUAUCCAACAGACUGACGUUAUCCCACUCUUUGCAUAAAGUUUGUCAGAAAUUAUGUUUUGUUGCCUUUUGUCAAUGAGUGAUAUCAUUUUUGUUUUCCUCUACUCAUCACGGGUGUCCAAUUGCAGCACGGUGCUCUGUUUUUAAGAGUAUAACUUUUAAAAAGAUUUUUUUGGUUGUCAAAAUGUGUACAGAUUGUCAGUUUUCAAAAUGAGUAACACUUGUUCAUACCUUUGUAGGAAAGCAACUGUUUUUCAGCAGUAGUUUUUAACAUUUUCUGAAUGGUAAAACAAAACGUGUUUACACUACCUGCCAUGUUUACAGGUCGUUGAUAAAAGAAGAUAUGGUGGGAUGGUUCUUGUCUCUGACAACACAAUUUUAUACUUUAUGCUUUUAUAAAGUGAAGCACUUUGUUAAUAUCGAUGAGUCUUACUUCUGAACUGUCUGAAUCUUUGCCAAUCUGUCACCUGCAGACUGCUUAAACCGCUCUUUAAGAAAAUGAUCCUAUGCUUCAAGUGCAUAUGUGUUUUUAAAUGUUUACAUGUGAACAUUGCUGAAAAUAAGCACAUUCUCUUUCACUUAUAUUUAAAAUGAAAUACAGAGGCCUUCAUUUGUAAUGUAUUGUAGAAUUUGAUUGUUUAUUGAUGUUUUAAUCUCUAAAUGGAAGUACUGUUAUAUAUAUAUAUUGUCUACUGAAGAAUAAUGAAUAGAUCAACAUUUAAUUUCUGAUAUAUCAAAUUUACUUAUCAUGGAAUUUAUUAUAACACCUAUAAGUGCAUUACAACAGCAUACAUUGCAUACAUGCACAUACAACAUGCAGCAUAUACAACAGUUAAAAGGUAGAAUGAACUGUAGCUGUUAAAUACCAAUUUGAUGACAUAUAUCACACCAAAUUAAAUAUAAAUAUUUGAAAAAUAAAGAAAUAUAAAAACAAU